GCUUUAUAUAACCCGAGUCCUGGCGGGGUGGGCGCCAGGGGGGCGUGAGAGCAGCCGGCGCGAUGGGACGCGGUUCAGUAGCAGCAGCAACGGCACCGGGGGCGACGGCCACGGCCACCCGCCGCAGGAGGCACCUCGACGGGCGCCGCCCGCAGCUCCGCACUCGCCGGGUGCAGCCGCCCCGCCGGAGUUGCCGGGCCGGGCGAGGCGGCGCGACGGAGCCGGCCCCUCCUGGCCCGUCCUCGGCGAUGCUGCAGCGCUUCCCGGCGCUGCGCGAGCUGGUGGAGCGGCUGAAGCGGCGCCUGGGGGCCGGGGCGGCGGGCUCGGGGGCGGCGGGGCAGGGCCCGUGGGGCGCGCUGGGCUGCGGCCAGUGCGGGGGCUUCCUCUGCGAGCCGGUCUCGCUGCUGUGCGGCCACACCUUCUGCAAGGAGUGCGUGGAGCGGCGGCGGGGCUCGGCGCGGCAGCGGCGGCAGCAGCAGCGGCGGGGCGGAGAAGAAGAAGAAGCAGCCCCGGCGGCGUCCGGCGGCGUCUGCAGCCUCUGCCCGGGCGGCGAGAGCGCGCAGUCCCGGCUGCGGGUCAACGUCAUCCUGAGCCACCUGUUAGCCAAGGGUUUCCCGGAGCAGGUGCAGGCGGCGCGGCUCCGCCAGGAAGGGAACCUGCUCUGCAAGGAGGGGCAGCUGCAGGCGGCGCUGGAGAAGUACGACCGAGCCCUCCGCUUGGCUCCUUCUGAUCAUUUGCUGUAUCGCAACCGGUCGCAAAUCAAUUCCACUUUGAAAUGUUACGAGGAGGCCUUACGAGAUGCCAAAAUGGCCUGCGAACUCCAGCCUUAUUGGGUGAAGGGCCACGUGCGAAAGGGACAUGCUCUGAGUCUGCUGGGGAAGACGGAUGAAGCGUUUCGUGAGUUUCUGUUGUGUCUCGUCUUGGAGGGCAAGGACGAGAAGGCCGAAUCCGAGGCCACGAAGGCGAACACGGACCAGGAAAAGUACUGUGAAGACCAGAACAUGACCAACUGUGACAACUCAGGAAACCCCCUCCCUAGCCAGGAAGGAAGCCUGGAUGAGAACGGAGAUGUGGUCUCCCCCAUGGAGACUGUCGCUGGGAAGAAGAGACCCCAGAAGCAAAAACGCCAGACUGAAGUGGCUGCGGGUUCGGAUCUGCCUCCCAAAAUGGCCAAAAUGGAUCAAAGUGAUGAGCAAGAAGAAUCCAGUUCUGAAAAUUGUGUUGCCUUUGAUUGUGUGGAUCCAGCUGAUUUGGAAUGUUCCCUGUGCAUGAGGCUCUUCUAUGAACCUGUCACCACCCCCUGUGGACACACCUUUUGCCUACGAUGCCUUGAACGAUGCCUGGAUCAUAACCCCGAGUGCCCCUUGUGCAAAGAAGACCUCUUGGAGUGCCUGGCCAUGAAGAAACUUCGCAAGACGGUGUUGAUGGAGGAAUUAAUCGCCAAGUAUCUUCCGGCGGAGCUUGCCGAAAGAAAAAAGCUUGACGAGGAAGAAAUGGCUGAAUUUUCCAAUUUGAAUAAGAACGUCCCCAUAUUUGUCUGCACGAUGGCCUACCCCACCGUUCCUUGCCCUCUGCAUAUUUUUGAGCCCUGUUACCGACUGAUGGUUCGGAGAUGUAUGGAGACAGGCACCCGUCAGUUUGGCAUGUGCAUUAGAGACCCCGUCAAAGGGUUUGCAGAUUACGGCUGUAUCCUAGAGAUCAGGAACGUGGAGGUCUUCAAGGACGGGCGGUCCGUGGUGGACAGCAUAGGCAAGAGGCGGUUUAAGGUGAUACGGCACAGCAAGUGUGAUGGCUACAACACAGCAGACAUUGAAUACAUUGAGGACAAGAAGGUCCACGGAGAGGCCUCUGAACACCUGGCUGUCCUCCACAGCGCCGUGUACGAUCAGGCCCGCACCUGGUUCAACACUCUGAAAUCUUCACUCAAGAUUCGUAUCAUCCAUCAUUUCGGCCCAAUGCCUAUUAAAGAACCAGACCCACAGGUGAACCCCGAUGGUCCGGCUUGGUGCUGGUGGAUACUAGCCGUCCUUCCUCUGGAGAACAAAGCUCAACUUCCUUUCCUAGCGAUGACAUCCUUGAAAGCUCGUCUAAAAGGCAUCAGGAGCAUUUUAACCUUCCUCUUCCUCACUCAGUCAAAGUGACUGAGGUGAAUUCCCUUGCAUCCGAGGCCUUCUCUAACUCUCUCACACUGUCUCUCUCUCUCUCUCUCUCUCUCUCUCACACACACACACACACACACACACACACACACGCGCGCAACUUCCAAUUGUUGGCCGAUUGUGCCGAAGACAGACAAACUUUACGGAGGGCCUUAAAUUCUCAGGACUUGAAGUUUUUCCCACCUCUUGAAUGGAAAACAAAAGAAGUCCUCUCUCUCUAAGCUGCAGUAAUCAUUCAGCUGGUCCCAGCCUGGAUCUGCAAAGCAGAAACAGUACGAAAUGUUCCAUAGGAGACCUCAGGAGGACAAUUCCAAGCAAGGUUUUCUUGGAAUUCCCAGGGAAUGCUAUGAAUCUCCUCUUCCAGCAAACUUUUUUUUUGUUUUUGUUUGGGAGUUCCUUUUUCAGCAGCUGCCUUUAAAUCAAAGUUCCUACGUUCAUAUAGGCGCCUGUCUGAAUACUAUAUUAGAAUUGGACAAAGCAGACAUGAGUUCAUUUGUUCCAGCGUCCCUUAAGUCAAGGAUUAUUAUUUAAUUUAAUCUUUAUUUAGAACUGUUGCAUUAAAAUAAAUCCAGUUAAUGUGAAGCUAGAAUAUUCACAAAUCAGGAAAAACUCUAGUAGCCCCUUCUCCAGCUUAAUAAAACUUCCUAAAAAGGGACGAGCUUUUCCAAAGCAGAUAUAUUUUUAAUAAAAAGUGCCGGUCUAAAAAAAAUGAGGGGGAGGAGGCACUAGAUUCUUCUUGACUUUUUAUUUUGUUACCAUAGACUAAACUGACUGUCUUCUACAAUGUCUGAAUUAUUUUAACAGCAGCAAUGGAUUGCUGAAACCUUCCUGAAGGAUUCGGGAAUAACUAUAUAAUUUUGGUCACACCGAUGUUUCUGCUUGGAUUUUGGUUUUGCAGAGGGGUUUUUUUUUUCAGUUGUAAAAUGCAAGAGGCUAUGUGUGUUUACUCCAAAGUAAAUCCCAUUGCAUUUAA
Crotalus tigris (Tiger rattlesnake) is the source of this 3132-nucleotide messenger RNA. RefSeq names its product LON peptidase N-terminal domain and ring finger 3 (gene LONRF3). The transcript has 11 exons. Gene Ontology annotation, molecular function: protein binding. Lineage: Eukaryota; Metazoa; Chordata; Lepidosauria; Squamata; Viperidae. The record is from RefSeq and is a predicted model, not a curated record. The coding region runs from base 63 to 2141 and encodes 692 amino acids.